This is a messenger RNA of Laetiporus sulphureus 93-53, 2606 nucleotides long. Its product is annotated as CDC45-domain-containing protein. Bases 1 to 2568 code for a protein of 855 amino acids. Gene Ontology annotation, molecular function: single-stranded DNA binding; chromatin binding; oxidoreductase activity. The transcript has 15 exons. The record is from RefSeq and is a predicted model, not a curated record. Lineage: Eukaryota; Fungi; Basidiomycota; Agaricomycetes; Polyporales; Laetiporaceae. Gene Ontology annotation, biological process: double-strand break repair via break-induced replication; DNA replication initiation; mitotic DNA replication preinitiation complex assembly. Gene Ontology annotation, cellular component: DNA replication preinitiation complex.
AUGGAAGACCCGGACGUGUGCAUCAUCGGAUCGGGGACCACGGGCAUGUCUGCGGCGUACCAUCUGGGCAAUGCGCUUGCGGCAGCAGGCGUUACGGAGCCUGUGAAGGUGGUGAUACUUGAAGCGAGAGAUUUCUGCUCGGGCGCCACAGACUUCAAACGGCUCGCCUCAACGUUCGGCACGGAUGACGCGCUGCGCGCAUUCACGCUCGAGCACCACACCGCGUCCUCGAUCCUGCAGAUCAUCAAAGACCACAAGCUCGAGACUGCCGUCGACCUCGUCGAGGACGGCCAUGUCGACCUGAUGUUCAUCCCGGAGGAGGUCGCGGACAUGCAGGCCGACUACGAUGCGGCCAAGCUCGCCGGCGUAAACCUCAGCAACGUCGAGUGGAUGGACAAGGCAGAGGUGGAAUCCAAUAUCCAGCGACAUGGCUCGUCGUACCCCGGUGUGCACAUCCCCGGCCACAAGCUCUGGCCACUCAAUUUCAUCACACAGCUCUACAAGCUUGCCGCCGCCUCCCUCAGCCUCGCGCUCCACACGCGCACGCUCAUCACGCUCAUCACGCGCUCUGCCAGCCCCGCACGGCUCUGGGACCUCGCCACCGCGCGGGGCACGCUCGCCUGUUCGCAUCGUCCCGACGCGCAGACAGAUCAUGGCGACCCGUGCGAACGCCACCACCGCGUCGCUCUUGCGCAGCUUGUUCUCCGCGAACGAGGACUUGGGGUACUGUUUGCGCCCGGUGCCCACGCCCGAGGAGAACCCGCUCGUCAUCCUCGGUGGUGCCCGCGAGGUGACGCUGCUCGCGUACUAGUUUUACGUCGCGGACGACUCGGUGGUGAAUCCGCGCGUCCGGAGGCGCUGAGGAAGUCCUUGCCGAGCGUGUUCCUGGGGAAAUAUGGGGAGGGCUGGAAGCCCGAGAUGGAAUGGGUCGGAUGCGUUGUCGAUCCUGCAACGCCAGGCUCGUGUGGGGGCCGUUGCGCAGAUGAUCGCGGCAGACAUCACGAAGCAGAGGUGGUCGCUUUCCAAGUGGCUUCCAAAGCACUAUAUCACGGCCACCUGAGAGUCGGAGGCAUAGCAGGGGAGUUGCAGUCGGUGGAGAGAACAGUGAGAGAAUUGUCAUAUUGGGACGAUGGCGGAGCAGAGGACCCGCAGGAAGAGCGCAAGGCUUGGGAAGCCCUCACGUACGAACCAGAAAAGUCCGGAAAACGGCGAAGGAUCGAGCGACGGCUGGCCAGAAUGUCAAGAGAGGAGCGAGACGAGUAUGCAUCGAAACUAGAGAAACACUACAUAUCCGGUAGUACCUGGCAUGGACAAAGUGCAUCCGGCACGAUCUACAUCCUCGCGACUGUCUUGGAGCGUGUCGAUAACGACUUACUAUGGCUAGCUAUUCUAGGUUUGACAUACCAAUACACCACCUCACGAAUUUCCCGUGAUGAAUACGACAAGUACCAAUCCAUCUACUAUGACGAAGUCGCUCGUCUCAACCCUCGCCCUUCUGCGUCCACCACCAACAAUUAUGACUUCAAGCCACAACAUCCAGAUGACCACUCCGCGUAUGCCGCGGACGAGCUGCGCUUUAUGAUGUUCCGCCACUGGAACUCUACGACGCGAUGUAUCACUCAAAUUACGUCGCGAGAGCGAGGGAGGAAGAGAUUGACUGGCUUGUUAGUUAAGAUCGGAUUCUCAAUUCCCGAGACACAACAGCCCUACCCUCACAUGGCGAAGGAUCUCAAGCUCUCCUUGCGAAGCAAACUCGACCAGAUUGCCCCGGAGUGCGGUCUUGCCGAAUUGUCAUAUCCGUCCUUCACGCGCUGUCACGGCUACCGAUCACAGCCGCUCUCCGCAGGCGACGCCGUAAAAGCGGUAUCCGUUUUGCUGGAUGUAGCUUGCGGCAUCCGCAUGGAGGUCGAGGUGGAAAAUGCACGCAACGGGGGCGAGUGGUCCGGAGGCGGGCGGGUCUGGGAUGGGGGCAAACAAUGUAGACGGAGAGAUGACGAGCGAGAGAACAUCCCUCCCGGUGGCACUGCCAGCGUGGUAAAGACGUCGAACGCAAUAGCUGCUGGAGAUGAACAGGACGAGGAUAGCGGCUGCGACGUGCCAUGGUGGGUGAAGAACUUCUGGACCGCGUUUGAUGCCCUCAACGACAUUCACGACAUCCGCACACUCCGCGGCCACCGCGUCGUCAUCCUCUCGCAAGGUCCCGACCUCGCGCUCUUCACACAUCCUGGUGUUCUCUCCCGGCUUGCGCUCUGGCUAGUCAGAACGCUGCAUGACCGGCUCCAGGGCACGAACCCCGCCUUCUCACGGAGCAAGCGCAAGAGCCUGCCCCUGGUCCUGGGGUGCAUGAACGAGAAGGAAGGGACGUAUAUCGUCGUUGGUAUCAUGGCAGCGCUCGAGUAUGGCAAUGUCCGUAAGAACGAGUUUGGCCUAGCCUUCUUAGACGCCAAAGAGCGAUGCAAUGCACGGACGCGACAUGGGUCGUUCGACACGAGCAUUCUGGAGAUCAACAAGGAUGAUCUGAAGGUCUUCCUUGAAACCCUGUGUGAAGCUGGAGACGGGCAUCGGUGAGAAUGCACAUAACUCCAUGGAUGGUUCAUCUUGUUUUU